Juglans microcarpa x Juglans regia is the source of this 3613-nucleotide messenger RNA. RefSeq names its product probable E3 ubiquitin ligase SUD1. The transcript is spliced from 9 exons. NCBI's taxonomy places the organism in Eukaryota, Viridiplantae, Streptophyta, Magnoliopsida, Fagales, Juglandaceae. Gene Ontology annotation, molecular function: zinc ion binding. The record is from RefSeq and is a predicted model, not a curated record. The coding region runs from base 88 to 3405 and encodes 1105 amino acids. Gene Ontology annotation, cellular component: endoplasmic reticulum membrane.
GCAAACUCGGAACACUAAUAAAAGCUUCUCUUCCAUCCCUGGGCUCCAUCUCUCCUCGCGAUCCAUCGUCUCGUUGAAACCGUCGACAUGGAGAUCUCCUCGGAUGCGCCGCCGAUCCGAGGCGGCGAUGGCGUCAAACCGUCGUCUUCUUCUGCCACUUUGUUGAAACCUGGAGGCAUGAAGGAGAACGAAGCGCCAACGAAAGUGGCAGCAAGGUACGAGGAGGAAGAGGAGGAGGAAGAGGAGGACGUGUGCCGGAUCUGCCGGAACCCGGGUGACUCCGAUAACCCACUUCGUUUCCCGUGUGCGUGUAGCGGAAGCAUUAAGUACGUCCACCAGGAUUGCCUUUUGCAGUGGCUCAAUCACAGCAACGCUCGCCAGUGCGAGGUCUGCAAACAUGCAUUUUCCUUCUCCCCUGUUUAUGCUGAGAAUGCUCCAGCGAGGCUCCCUUUCCAGGAGUUUGUAGUUGGGAUGGCAAUGAAAGCUUGCCAUGUUCUGCAAUUCUUUCUGCGCCUUGGUUUUGUCCUUUCUGUUUGGCUCCUCAUUAUACCUUUCAUUACAUUCUGGAUAUGGCGGUUGGCUUUUGUGAGGAGUUUUGGUGAAGCCCAGAUAUUAUUCCUAAGUCAUUUAUCCAUAACACUAAUCCUUACUGAUUGCCUACAUGGGUUUCUACUUUCUGCCAGCAUCGUGUUUAUUUUUCUGUGUGCAACUUCUUUGAGGGAUUACUUCAGGCAUUUACGGGAACUUGGAGGACAGGAUGCUGAGAGAGAAGAUGAAGGGGACAGAAAUGGUGCUCGUGCUGCAAGAAGACCUCCUGGGCAAGCUAAUAGGAAUAAUGCCGGUGAUGGAAACGUUGAAGAUGUGGGUGGAGGACAAGGGAUUGCAGGUGCUGGUCAAAUACUCAGGAGAAAUGCAGAAAAUGUUGCUGCUCGGUGGGAGAUGCAGGCAGCUCGUCUUGAAGCUCAUGUUGAACAGAUGUUUGAUGGUUUGGAUGAUGCUGACGGUGCAGAGGAUGUGCCUUUUGAUGAGCUUGUUGGCAUGCAGGGCCCUGUCUUUCAUUUGGUUGAAAAUGCAUUCACUGUUCUGGCCAGCAAUAUGAUAUUCCUUGGUGUUGUGAUCUUUGUGCCUUUUUCGUUCGGCCGGAUUAUACUUUUUUAUGUAUCUUGGCUUUCCUUUGUUGCUAGUGGUCCAGUUUUGUCAACGGUUCUGCCAAUUACAGACACAGCCCUCUCCUUAGCAAAUAUUACAUUGAAGAAUGCAUUAACUGUGAUAACAAAUCUAUCAUCUGAGAAUCAAGAAAAUGGUGUGCUUGGUCAGGUUGCGGAAAUGUUGAAGGGUAACUAUAGUGGUCUAAAUGAGGCCUCAAACAACAUUAGUUCACCACUUUCGACAGAUCUUUUGAAAGGGGAAACUGUUGCAACAUCACGGCUUUCUGAUGUUACAACUCUUGCCAUUGGAUAUAUUUUUAUUUUUUCUCUAGUUUUCCUCUAUCUUGGCAUUGUUGCGCUGAUUCGAUACACCAAGGGUGAGUCUUUGACCAUGGGGAGAUUCUAUGGUAUUGCUUCUGUAGCAGAGACAAUUCCAUCUCUCUUCAGGCAGUUUUUGGCAGCAAUGAGGCAUUUGAUGACUAUGAUAAAAGUUGCUUUCCUUCUUGUCAUUGAACUUGGGGUGUUCCCUUUGAUGUGUGGAUGGUGGCUAGAUGUCUGUACGAUAAGGAUGUUUGGGAAGUCAAUGUCUCAAAGAGUUCAAUUCUUAUCAGCUUCUCCUUUAGCGAGCUCAUUAGUUCAUUGGGUUGUAGGAAUUGUGUACAUGCUGCAAAUAAGCAUUUUCGUUAGCCUUCUCAGAGGGGUUUUGCGUAAUGGAGUGCUGUACUUUCUUCGAGAUCCUGCUGAUCCAAACUACAAUCCGUUCCGUGAUUUGAUUGACGACCCUGUGCACAAGCAUGCUCGCAGGGUUCUGUUAUCAGUUGCUGUUUAUGGAAGUUUGAUUGUGAUGCUGGUGUUCUUACCGGUUAAACUUGCGAUGAGAAUGGCUCCCUCCGUUUUCCCACUUGAUAUUUCGGUGUCUGACCCAUUUACUGAAAUUCCAGCUGACAUGCUUCUCUUUCAAAUUUGUAUUCCAUUUGCCAUUGAGCAUUUUAAAUUACGGACAACAAUUAAAUCCCUUCUAAGGUAUUGGUUUACAGCGGUUGGCUGGGCACUCGGGUUAACAGAUUUCUUAUUGCCCAGACCUGAGGACAAUGGUGGUCAGGAAAACGGUAAUGGGUAUCCAGGAAGGCAAGAUAGACUACAGGCAGUACAAGUAGGUGUACAGGAUAGGGCCCUGGUGGUGCUUGCUGGUGCUGAUGAUCAAAACACUGAGAUUCUUGCAUCAGAGGACUCAAAUGUUUCGGAAGAAUACAUUGGUGAUGAACAGUCUGAUUCAGACAGGUAUGGCUUUGUUCUCCGCAUUGUCCUAUUGUUGGUGGUGGCUUGGAUGACUCUACUUAUCUUCAACUCUACCUUGAUAGUUGUGCCAGUUUCACUCGGAAGGGCUAUUUUCAAUGCAAUUCCUCUUCUCCCAAUGACACAUGGCAUCAAGUGUAAUGAUCUAUAUGCUUUCAUCAUUGGAAGCUAUGUAAUUUGGACUGCCAUAGCUGGUGCUAGAUACUCCAUUGAGCAUAUUAGAACUAAGAGGGCUACAGUUUUGUUGAGCCGAAUCUGCAAGUGGUGUGGUAUUGUCUUUAAAAGUUCUGCACUUCUGUCAAUAUGGAUUUUUGUUAUCCCUGUGUUGAUUGGGCUACUAUUUGAGCUUUUGGUAAUUGUGCCAAUGCGAGUGCCUGUGGAUGAAAGCCCGGUUUUCCUACUGUAUCAGGAUUGGGCAUUGGGCCUCAUCUUUCUUAAGAUCUGGACUAGACUGGUUAUGUUGGAUCACAUGAUGCCACUGGUAGAUGAAAGUUGGCGAAUAAAAUUUGAGAGAGUGAGAGAAGACGGCUUCUCUAGGCUGCAGGGCCUUUGGGUGUUGCGUGAGAUCGUGUUCCCAAUCAUAAUGAAGCUGUUGACAGCAUUAUGUGUACCUUAUGUUUUAGCCAGAGGGGUGUUUCCUGUGCUGGGGUAUCCGUUAAUAGUAAACUCUGCAGUCUACCGGUUUGCCUGGCUGGGAUGCCUCUGCAUCAGCCUAUUGUUCUUCUGUGCCAAGAGAUUUCAUCUCUGGUUCACCAAUCUUCACAAUUCCAUACGUGAUGAUCGCUAUUUGAUUGGCCGUAGGCUUCAUAACUUUGGGGAACACACUGGAGAGAAGCAAAUUGAGGCAGGGACUUCCUCUGAAAUGCCAGAUUCUAAUCUGCAUGGCACUGGUUUAAUUCCACAUGACGAAGAAGUCGAUGUGGGGUUGCGGCUGAGGCGAGCUCACCAACAUGACGCAUGAGAAAUGUGUUGUCAGUUUUGGCAUCGUUGAGCCUGUAGUACGCCAUAUUUCAGCAGGAUGUAUACACUUUCUUCUGGGUCUUUAAAAUGCUCUGUUAAGUUCAGGGUUAUGUGCGGUUUGUGCAUAUUGUAUUUGUUAAGUUAGUUGACGAAAACAAUAUACUUAUACUGUCUAUAAAAUUGCAUGUAUCUUAUAUUUUUCAUGUUUA